Menidia menidia (Atlantic silverside) is the source of this 1497-nucleotide messenger RNA. NCBI's taxonomy places the organism in Eukaryota, Metazoa, Chordata, Actinopteri, Atheriniformes, Atherinopsidae. The record is from the annotation of a GenBank genome assembly.
UGUUUGGUGUUACAUUGAAGCGGGGACUUCCUGUUUCUAGCUAUGCAUGAAGGUUCCCCUGUUAUGUCGGGCUGUUGUGGUUUGACUUGUUACAAAACUACUCCUGUCGGCACUCCACGCCGCUGCGGACUACGGACACUUUCCAUCAACUGCUAUCCCCAAUAAGGUGAAGUAGCUACGGCACCUCAGCCAGCCGGACACGUAGACCGAACAACUUCAGCCCGUUGACUUGUUUGUCUGCCCUCGGUUGUGUUGACAGUGUUAAUGACACUCGUCGGUGACGUCUCCUGUUAGUUUCUGUCACCAUUGCUCUCCGAAACGGGUCGUUUGUAAUCACGUUCCGUGUGUUUUUCGUCGCUGUAGAUGAGGCUGCCGUGGCGGGCAGUGCCCCGUCCCUCGGCUCCGCUGCGGGGGCUCUCCUCGGCCCCCGCGGGGAAGCAGGGCUUCGUGCCCGCCUGCAGCACCACCGACGUCCUCUCGCGAGAGCAGCUCCGGGACUUCGUGUCUCGCGCCCGGCGGCUGUUCGCCAUCAGCGGGGCGGGUCUGUCCACGGAGUCCGGCAUCCCGGACUACCGCUCGGAGGGCGUGGGGCUGUACGCGCGCACCGACCGGAGGCCCAUGCAGCACGCCGAGUUCGUGCACAGCGCCAAGUCGCGGCAGCGCUACUGGGCCAGGAACUUCGUCGGCUGGCCGCAGUUCUCCUCCCACCAGCCGAACGCCGCGCACGGCGCGCUGCGGCGCUGGGAGCGGGAGGGCAGGCUGCACUGGCUGGUCACGCAGAACGUGGACGCCCUGCACUCUAAGGCGGGUCAGGAGAGGCUGACCGAGCUCCAUGGCUGCGCCCACAGGGUGAUGUGCCUUGGCUGUGGUGCCAUCACAGCGAGGGAGGAUCUGCAGAGGAGAUUCUCCUCCUUAAACCCAGAGUGGAGGGCUCAGGCCGGGGCCGUGGCCCCGGACGGCGAUGUCUUCUUGGAGGACGAGCAGGUUCUCACUUUCAGAGUCCCCUCCUGUGAGCGGUGUGGGGGCAUCUUGAAGCCAGAGGUCACUUUUUUUGGCGAUACCGUCAACAGGGCAACCGUCCAGUUUGUGCACGACAGACUGGCAGAGUCGGACGCGGUGCUGGUCGUGGGCUCAUCCUUACAGGUGUAUUCAGGGUACAGGUUUUUACUGGCUGCGAGCGACAGGAAGCUGCCGGUGGCCAUCCUGAACAUCGGGCCCACCAGAGCGGACCACCUGGCCCAGCUGAAAGUGAGCGGUCGCUGCGGUGAAGUGCUGUCCGCCAUCCACCUCCACUGACGCCGGGAGCUGGGAUCGUCCUCUGACCAGAACUACCUCAGACGCUGCGUUCGGGGGGAGGAGCCAGACCGGGCCGCAGCUCAGGAAAACCAACUCCUGCUCUCAAAAGACGGACACGUCAGCACCUGCAAGUUCGCUGGAGAGUCACGAUGGUAGUUGGGUUUCAGGAGUGAAGCCACAGGUGGAGCGAACCUACAUUUG